This is a messenger RNA of Danio aesculapii, 571 nucleotides long. It is a transcript of the gene hbae3, whose product is annotated as hemoglobin alpha embryonic-3. Gene Ontology annotation, cellular component: hemoglobin complex; blood microparticle; haptoglobin-hemoglobin complex. Gene Ontology annotation, biological process: hydrogen peroxide catabolic process; oxygen transport. Gene Ontology annotation, molecular function: haptoglobin binding; peroxidase activity; heme binding. The record is from RefSeq and is a predicted model, not a curated record. The transcript is spliced from 3 exons. Bases 53 to 484 code for a protein of 143 amino acids. NCBI's taxonomy places the organism in Eukaryota, Metazoa, Chordata, Actinopteri, Cypriniformes, Danionidae.
ACUGUCAAUAUUCGAGUUUCUUGUCAGCCUGCCCACAGCUAACAAAGCAACCAUGAGUCUUUCCGCAAAGGACAAAGCGAACGUCAAGGCCUUCUUUGACAAGGUUGCCCCCAAGGCUGAGGAGAUCGGCCGUGAGACUCUUUCCAGGACUUUGUUCGUUUACCCACAGACGAAGACAUACUUCUCCCACUGGGCAGACCUGAGCCCCAACUCUCCUCAGGUGAAGAAGCACGGAACCACUGUGGUAAACGGAGUCCUGACUGCCGUCGGGCUGAUGGAUGACCUGAAGGGAGGUUUGCUGACCCUCAGCGAGCUGCACGCCUUCAUGCUGCGCGUGGACCCCGCAAACUUCAAGAUCAUCAACCACAAUCUGCUGGUGUCUCUGGCCAUGAUGUUCCCUGACGACUUCACUCCUGAGGUGCAUGUUUCCGUGGACAAGUUCCUGGCUCAAGUCAGCCUGGCUCUGUCCGAGAAGUACCGCUAAAGCUGCAGCCUGCCUUCAUCUCUGAUGCGACACUGUAUUCGCCUUAAUGAGAAUGAAAAUAAUAAAAUUAAUUGAAAUGAAAUGAAA